Messenger RNA from Lasiosphaeria miniovina, 3648 nucleotides. Its product is annotated as U2 snRNP component prp10. Gene Ontology annotation, molecular function: mRNA binding. Bases 1 to 3648 code for a protein of 1215 amino acids. Gene Ontology annotation, cellular component: U2 snRNP; catalytic step 2 spliceosome; U2-type prespliceosome. NCBI's taxonomy places the organism in Eukaryota, Fungi, Ascomycota, Sordariomycetes, Sordariales, Lasiosphaeriaceae. The record is from RefSeq and is a predicted model, not a curated record. Gene Ontology annotation, biological process: spliceosomal complex assembly. The transcript has a single exon.
AUGUCGGACGCGGAUUUCGAGCAGAUCAGGAAGCUCCAGGUAGAGCACAACGCGGCAGUCGCGGCCAAAAAUGGUUCCAAGUCCUUCGAUCCCUCUAACCAACGUGCUGACUCGGCGACCAAAGCAAAGCUCGACCAAGCCUGGGACACGGAGCUCUACGAUGGCCAGAAUGGCAGCGACAAAUUUGCUGGUUAUCUCACCACCCUUCCCGCCGGCGAUGGCGAUGACGAGGAAAUGGAGGACGACAGCAGCCGCCGCCUCGUCGGUCAGUACACGGCUACCCGCGCCCAGAUUGACGAGUUUGCCCACGGCAGUGGCGUCGAGGAAGAAGAUGUUCUAGCCGGCCGUGGAGAGAACUCCAAUCGAAUCACGGAGCGCGAGACGGACUACCAGAAGCGCAGAUUUGACCGCGUAUUGACGCCGACGCGGGCCGAUCCCUUUGCAGCCAACCGCCAGGCCGGCGCCGCUGAGGAUGGCGAGGGCUAUCGCCAAAUAAUGGAGAGGCGUGAAAUUGAGCGAGAAGAGGAGCGCGUACGACGGGCCAUCGAGCAGAAGCUGAAAGAUGGCCCAAUCGAUGACCGAGUGCCUCUGCUCAAGGAGGCUGCCGAUAAAGAGAACGAAGACUCUGGGUCUACCGAUGCAGCAGUGGCAGGUCGCAAGCGGAGGAAGAGGUGGGAUGUGGCCACGGAUGCCGUAGACGGUGCUGCGCCUGCCGCUGAAGAGCCUAAGAAGCGCUCACGGUGGGACCAGGCACCGUCCGUUCCAGCCCUGGGUGCCGAGCCCAAGAAGUCUUCCCGGUGGGAUCAAGCACCUUCGGCGACGCCCGUCGGUAACAUUGGUCUCGCCACCCCAAUGCACCCGGCACAAGGCGCCAUGCUCCCACCCGCCUUUGGGACUGACACGUCUAGCCGUUAUACAUACCUUAGCGAUGAUGAACUCGAUGCGAUGCUUCCUGGAAUCGACGAGGGUUACAAAAUUUUGGAAUUCCCGCCUGGGUACGCGCCUGUACGGGCACCGAUCCAUAAACUCAUACAGACGCCAGCCCCAGCUACCGGCUUUACGAUGCAAGACCCCGAGAGCGGCCGGGUUGCUGGCCAGCAAGCCCCCAAGGAGAUACCUGGGGUUGGCGAUUUGCAGUUCUUCAAGCCUGAGGAUAUGGCAUACUUUGGUAAACUCACAGACGGGUCGGACGAAGACAACCUCAGCGUUGAGGAGCUCAAGGAGAGGAAGAUCAUGCGUCUACUCCUCAAGGUCAAGAACGGCACGCCUCCCAUGAGAAAGACUGCUCUCAGGCAGCUUACGGACAAUGCCCGCAACUUUGGCGCCGGGCCGCUCUUCAACCAAAUUCUCCCUUUGCUUAUGGAGAAGUCGCUCGAGGACCAGGAGCGCCAUCUGCUCGUCAAGGUUAUCGACCGUAUCCUCUACAAGCUCGAUGACAUGGUCCGUCCAUACGUGCACAAGAUUCUAGUCGUCAUCGAGCCCCUUCUCAUUGACCAGGACUACUAUGCGCGUGUUGAGGGUCGCGAGAUUAUUUCGAAUCUCAGCAAAGCCGCAGGUCUGGCGACUAUGAUCAGCGUGAUGAGGCCCGACAUUGACCACGUGGACGAGUACGUGAGAAAUACUACUGCCAGAGCAUUCGCCGUCGUCGCUUCUGCCCUGGGAAUACCCGCCCUUCUCCCCUUUCUGCAAGCCGUUUGCCGAAGCAAGAAGUCGUGGCAGGCCCGCCACACCGGUGUCAAAAUCGUGCAGCAAAUUCCCAUCCUAAUGGGCUGCGCGGUACUGCCUCAUCUCAAACGCCUGGUCGACUGUAUCGGCCCCAACCUGAACGAUGAGCAGACCAAGGUCCGGACUGUUACCAGUCUGGCAAUCGCCGCCUUGGCAGAAGCUUCGAACCCCUACGGUAUCGAAAGCUUUGACGACAUUCUUAACCCCCUUUGGACAGGUGCCCGCAAGCAGCGAGGCAAGGGCCUUUCUGGGUUUUUGAAGGCCGUCGGAUACAUAAUUCCCCUGAUGGACGAGGAUUAUGCCAACUACUACACCAGCCAAAUCAUGGAGAUUCUUCUCCGAGAGUUUGCUUCCCCGGACGAAGAGAUGAAGAAAGUAGUCCUCAAAGUAGUCUCUCAAUGCGCCGCGACAGACGGUGUGACGGCUGGCUAUCUCAAGGAAAACGUGCUGGACGAGUUUUUCAAGAGUUUCUGGGUACGGCGCAUGGCCCUCGACAAGAGAAACUACCGACAGGUGGUGGAGACGACGGUUGAUAUUGGCCAAAAGGUUGGCGUUAGCGAGAUUAUCGAGCGAAUCGUGGAUAACCUCAAGGACGAAAGCGAGGCCUACCGCAAAAUGACGGUAGAGACGAUUGAGAAGAUUGUGGCCUCUCUUGGGGCUGCCGACAUUGGCCAGCGGCUGGAAGAACGUCUCGUUGAUGGCAUCCUUCAUUCAUUUCAAGAGCAGAGCGUCGAAGAUAUUGUCAUGCUUAACGGCUUUGGCUCUGUCGUCAACGCUCUGGGUACUCGGUGCAAGCCCUACCUGCCUCAGAUUGUCAGCACCAUUCUCUGGCGACUCAAUAAUAAAUCGGCAACCGUCCGGCAGCAGGCGGCGGACCUCGUGUCUCGUAUCGCAAUGGUCAUGAAGCAGUGCGGCGAGGAUGUGCUCAUGGGCAAGCUGGGCAUUGUGCUCUACGAAUACCUUGGCGAAGAGUACCCGGAGGUGCUCGGGUCGAUUCUUGGGGCCCUCCGGUCUAUUGUGACCGUGGUCGGGAUCAGUCAGAUGCAGCCUCCCAUCAAGGAUCUUCUACCCCGUCUGACACCCAUCCUCCGAAAUCGGCACGAGAAAGUUCAGGAGAACACUAUCGAUCUCGUGGGCCGUAUUGCCGACCGGGGCCCGGAAAGCGUCAAUGCCCGCGAGUGGAUGCGGAUCUGCUUUGAGCUGCUCGACAUGCUCAAAGCCCACAAAAAGGGUAUCCGCCGGGCCGCCAACAACACUUUCGGCUUCAUCGCAAAGGCUAUCGGCCCGCAGGAUGUGCUUGCCACGCUUCUCAACAACCUACGUGUUCAGGAGCGCCAGUCACGGGUCAACACAGCCGUUGCCAUUGGUAUCGUUGCGGAGACCUGCGCGCCGUUCACGGUCUUGCCAGCAUUGAUGAACGAGUACCGUGUACCCGAGCUCAACGUCCAGAACGGCGUCCUCAAGUCGCUCUCUUUCCUCUUCGAGUACAUUGGCGAGAUGGCCAAGGAUUACGUCUACGCCGUUACCCCGCUGCUCGAGGACGCACUCAUCGAUCGAGACCAAGUGCAUCGUCAGACCGCCGCAAGCGUCGUCAAGCAUAUUGCGCUCGGCGUUGUCGGACUGGGCUGCGAGGAUGCAAUGGUCCAUCUCCUGAACUUGCUCUACCCCAAUCUGUUCGAGACGAGUCCUCACGUCAUUGACCGCAUCGUCGAGGCCAUCGAAGCCAUUCGCAUGUCCGUUGGCCCCGGACUCAUUCUCAACUAUGUCUGGGCGGGCCUAUUCCACCCGGCCCGCAAGGUCCGAACCCCGUACUGGCGUCUCUACAACGACGCCUAUGUCCAGUGCGCCGACGCAAUGGUGCCAUAUUAUCCGAACCUAGCCGAGGACGGCGUUGACCGCGGGGAGCUCGCGAUCGUGCUUUAA